AUGAACGCUGACGAGGCUGCUGCCGAGCGCCGCAAGGCCCGCACCUUCAAGAAGUUCUCCUACCGUGGCGUCGAGCUCGCCCAGCUGCUCGACCUCGACUCGGCAGCCUUCACCGAGCUCGUUCACGCGCGUGCCCGCCGCCGCUUCCAGCGCGGCCUCAAGCGCAAGCCCCUCGCGCUCAUGAAGAAGCUCCGCAAGGCCAAGACCGAGGCUCAGCCCAACGAGAAGCCCGCCGUCGUCAAGACCCACCUCCGUGACAUGAUCAUCGUCCCCGAGAUGAUUGGAUCGGUCGUCGGAAUCUACAACGGAAAGGUCUUCAACUCGGUCGAGAUCAAGCCCGAGAUGGUCGGCUUCUACCUCGGCGAGUUCUCGAUCACCUACAAGCCCGUCCGCCACGGUCGCCCGGGUAUCGGUGCCACCCACUCGUCGCGUUUCAUCCCCCUCAAGUAA
Molecule: messenger RNA, 450 nt
Organism: Rhodotorula toruloides NP11
Lineage: Eukaryota; Fungi; Basidiomycota; Microbotryomycetes; Sporidiobolales; Sporidiobolaceae
Product: 40S ribosomal protein s15
Exons: 4
Coding region: 1-450 (149 amino acids)
Biological process (GO): ribosomal small subunit assembly; translation
Cellular component (GO): cytosolic small ribosomal subunit; ribosome
Molecular function (GO): structural constituent of ribosome; RNA binding
Source: RefSeq, a predicted model, not a curated record